GUGACGUGGGGGGAGAGGCCGUGGGUCGAGCAGUGGGGAUGUCCUCUCCAGCCUUGUCCUCGGCGGUGGCUUUGGCCACAGCGGCCUCCAAGAAGGCUCUUCACGCCCUGGUGGGUCUGGCGGAAGCUCUGGGAAAGCCGGAGACGGUGCCGUCGGCGUUGAUAUCGGCCAACGCGGCGCUGGCGGACGCCGAAGUGGCGUUGACCGAGUUGGAGGCGGCGUUGGUGGCGGCCGUAGGAGCGGCGGCGGCGGCGCUGAAGCCGCCAUCGUCGGGAAUCGAUGCCGAAGGGCUUUACCGGGCAUUGGAAGCGGCCGCCGCCGCCAGCGCUUCCCAACUGGAACGGGAGCUGAGGCGCAAUCGGCGCUAUCGGUGCCACCUCCGGAUCGUCCGCAACAUCGCUCUGGCCUUGAUGCUUCUCUGUGCUCUGCCCCUGUCCCUGGACGCGGUGCGGGAGGCGCUGGGGGUGACCCAGGAGAGCCACUUGGUCCCCACUUUGGCCACGGUGGCCGUCAUCUGCCAAGUGGCCUUCUGGGGACAGACUGGGGACACUGGAGGGGGACACUGGGCCAGACUGGGGACACUGGGAGGAGACAUGUCCCUGGACGCGGUGCGGGAGGCGCUGGGGGUGACCCAGGAGAGCCACUUGGUCCCCACUUUGGCCACGGUGGCCGUCAUCUGCCAAGUGGCCUUCUGGGGACAGACUGGGGACACUGGAGGGGGACACUGGGCCAGACUGGGGACACUGGGAGGAGACAUGUCCCUGGACGCGGUGCGGGAGGCGCUGGGGGUGACCCAGGAGAGCCACUUGGUCCCCACUUUGGCCACGGUGGCCGUCAUCUGCCAAGUGGCCUUCUGGGGCGCCGCCACCUCCAAACGUCACUUGGCCACCGCCGUCCGUCACCAACGUCACCAAGCUGCUCGCUACCGUCACCUGGCCUGGGACGUCACCACCGCCGCCACCGCCACCGCCCACGCCGACGCCGCCGUCACCGCCGCCAAUGCCACCUUGGGGACCUUGGAGGAGGUGAUGGGACACCUGAAGGCCUUGGUGGACGCUGUCCACCGAGAUCUGGAGGUGACCAAAGGCUUCCCGAGCGCAGCUCGAGCUCUUGGGGACGCCGUGGUGGCCUUGGGGACGGCGUUAGGGGACAAAGAAGGGACGGAGAGCUGGGGUCACCAGGAGGGUUCUUGGUGUCUUGGGGACACCAGGAGGUCCCAUCUGGGGCCACCAGGGGGGUUCUUGGUGUCUUGGGGCCACCAGGAGGUCCCAUUUGGGGCCACCAGGAGGUUCUUCUUCAUCCUGGGGACACCAGGAGGUCCCAUCUGGGGCCACCAGGGGGUUCCUCUUCAUCCUGGGGCCACCAGGAGGUCCCAUCUGGGGCCACCAGGAGAUCCCUCUUCAUCCUGGGGCCACCAGGAGGUCCCAUCUGGGGCCACCAGGAGGUUCCUCUUCAUCCUGGGGCCACCAGGUAGUCCCCUCCUUGCCCUGGGGUCACCAGGAGGCCCCAUCUGGGGCCACCAGAAGGGUUCUUGGUGUCCUGGGGCCACCAGGAGGUCCCAUCUGGGGCCACCAGGGGGGUUCUUGGUGUCCUGGGGCCACCAGGAGGUCCCAUCUGAGGCCAACAGGAGGGUUUUUGCUGUCCUGGGGCCACCAGGAGGUCCCAUCUGGGGCCACCAGGAGGUUCCUCUUCAUCCUGGAGCCACCAGGAGGUCCCAUCUGGGGCCACCAGAAGGGUUCUUGCUGUCCUGGGGACACCAGGUGGUCCCCUCCUUGCCCUGGGGACACCAGGAGGUCCCAUUUGGAGACACCAGGAGGUUCCUCUUCAUCCUGGGGCCACCAGGAGGUCCCAUCUGGGGCCACCAGGAGGUUCCUCUUCAUCCUGAGGCCACCAGGAGGUCCCAUCUGGGGCCACCAGGAGGUUCUUCUUCAUCCUGGGGACACCAGGAAGUCCCCUCCUUGCCCUGGGGCCACCAGGAGGUCUCAUCUGGGGCCACCAGGAGGGUUCUUGGUGUCCUGGGGCCACCAGGAGGCCCCAUCUGGGGCCAACAGGGGGGUUCUUGCUGUCCUGGGGCCACCAGGAGGUCCCAUCUGGGGCCACCAGGAGGGUUCUUGCUGUCCUGGGGCCACCAGGAGGUCCCAUUCGGGGCCGCCAGGAGGUUCCUCUUCAUCCUGGGGCCACCAGGAGGUCCCAUCUGGGGCCACCAGGGGGUUCCUCUUCAUCCUGGGGUCACCAGAGGUCCCAUCUGGGGACACCAGGAGAUCCCUCUUCAUCCUGGAGCCACCAGGAGGUCCCAUCUGGGGCCACCAGGAGGGUUCUUGGUGUCCUGGGGCCACCAGGAGGUCCCAUCUGGGGCCACCAGGGGGGUUCUUGGUGUCCUGGGGACACCAGGUGGUCCCCUCCUUGCCCUGGGGACACCAGGAGGUCCCAUUUGGAGACACCAGGAGGUUCCUCUUCAUCCUGGGGCCACCAGGAGGUCCCAUCUGGGGCCACCAGGAGGUUCCUCUUCAUCCUGA
Cuculus canorus (common cuckoo) is the source of this 2516-nucleotide messenger RNA. RefSeq lists its product as uncharacterized. The record is from RefSeq and is a predicted model, not a curated record. Lineage: Eukaryota; Metazoa; Chordata; Aves; Cuculiformes; Cuculidae. The transcript is spliced from 8 exons. The coding region runs from base 39 to 2516 and encodes 825 amino acids.